AUUCAGUCUUGCGCAAUUUUUGAGCGAAAGGUUGCUUUUUGGACUCGGUAGAAAAAACGAGAGGUUCCUUCUUUCGUUACUGAUUUUUUACUGGCAUCUUGGAAAGCGUUUACCAGACAUUGUAUCGUUUUAUUCGUUUUACCGUAAAAUCAUCCUGAUUCAUGGCAACCCUGACGCCCAAAUCUAUUUUUCGUUUUUAUUUUCUUCCACUUUCUCUAUCAGCGGAAUCGAGUCUGGACAUGUAAGGAAACUCAGUUAUUUCCCCGUUCACAUAGCCGAUGAUCUUGAAAAACUAGUCAACCAUGGAAGCAGUGAAUGGCCUUGUUCCCGCGCAAAAUCAGCCGGGCAUUGAGUUACGCCGAAAAGACGAAGAAAGAGGAGAAGAAAGCGAGCUUCUGCAGCAAGUAGCCCCUCGCGUCGUCGAGGAGACAAGCAGCCUAAAAUCACGUUCUUCAAUUAUUUUUUGGAAAUGCAAACUCUGGAUGAUUAUAACAUCUGUUUUUCUAUUGUUGAUCUUUGUGAUCAUUUUAAGUUUAAUUUUGUAUUCAGUGGUUUACAUAGAUGAAGAUGAAUAUUGGGAUUCUGAAUUAAUUGCAGGUGGUGAACCACACAAUUUUUUUGGAAGAGCAAACAUUAAAUGUUCAAAUCCUAAUGUGCUACUCUCAAAAUCUGCAUAUGAUGUGUUUUCUAAAAAUCUUAAUAAGAGGCUUAAGGAUGUAUACAGUUAUUCACCUGCAUUGGGGAGAUAUUUUAUCUCAUCUGAAGUUAUUUCCUUCAGUGGAGAAAACAAUACAGCAUCAUACUACUUGCGAUUCUUGGUGCCACCUGAGAGUGCUGACUUCAUGAAGUAUAGAAUGAAUGAAGAGUUUGUAAUGAAUAUUUUAAGACAAAAUAUAUAUGACAAGCAAAGCAUCCCUGACUUGGAUAUACCUGAAUGUGCAGAUAUAAUACUUGAUCCAUCUUCUGUUACAAUAAAAUUAAUAUAAACCAUCAAUACAGGUGGAAGAAUUGAAUACAGAUUUCAAGAGUGACUUUGGAGGACUCCUCUGAUCUUCUUAUGAAUUUUUAUAUUGCAAAAGCAGAAAAAUAUGGCUGUAUCAAGCAAUUGCACACUUACACAUUCAAAUUUAGAACAACAGUAUAGACUCCUUGAACAGCAAUCAGAGCAUAAUAUAGUACAAGAAACAGGAGCAACAAUUUUAUAAGAAGACAAAUGUUCCAGAUCUCAGAUAAGUAAAAUUCUAUUCAGUAUAGAGACUCCUUUUUGGUGAAAUAACAAGAAGGACCUUUUCUUCAUUUUUUGAACUCAGCUAAAUGGAAUAAAAUUAAGUUAUAAAACAACACCCACAAUUGUAUAGAAAUGUUGCUUUUAUUAUUGCUUAUUAUUUUUGUUACAAUGUUUGUUGGCUUUAAUAAUUCAUAACAAAAUUGAUUACUAAUCACACUAAUUCUAAUGUGUAAAAUACAGUAGGGAUGGACAAGUCUGUCAGUUUUAUUUUCAUUUGUAUAUAUUUUACAGUAAUUCUUUUUCAGUAAAAAAAAUGGUAAUUCCCUAGCAAAUAUAGAUAUCACUAUCUUUUAGCUAUAUAAUUUUAAAUUGUUUGUACCCGACAGAUUAUUAGGAACAAGAUAUUUCUUCUUUGGAAGGACCUUUUUUUAUCUGCUUCCCUAUUAUUGUUAAAGAUGAAGAGCUUGGUUUGCAAUUUUUUAAAAUUGAAAACUCCCUAAUUCAGCAAUAUUCCGCAUUCCAUAUAUUUGUCAGAUUGACACUGCAAGAGUUCUUGUAACUGGCAUUGCAGGGUUUAUGUCCUCAAAAAUAAGAUUGGGUGUCCACAGCAAUUCUUGCAUCUGAAGAUGUCAAUAAAUCCCCUGUGCCAAAGAAAAAAACCAGUGACAUGGUUUUCCCCAUUGCAUGAAUAUUGUUUGAUUUUUUUCUUUCCACACUCUUCCCCAUAUAUAUUUUGUAUUCAAUUUCUCUUACUAUUCCCAAUGUUGAGUCUCCCCAGCUAUUGUUGAAGUGAUAUAAAGCCUGUCUUCAUGAUUCUGUUAAAUCAGUCCAGAAAUCUUUGGAUGACACCAUUAAUUGCUGCUGAGAAACUUGCUAUUCGGGCCUUAUGUUUGUAUCUGGCUUUGUACCUGCUUUGUAUAUCUGUCUCUGCUUUUACUUUGGUUCUCUCUUACAUUUCCUCAGACUGGCAUAUUCAAAGUAGACUUUGGACCUUUUUUUCAGUAAAGCUACUGUAUGGACAAAUUCUCUUUCAAAGCAAACAUUUACUCAGGGUGGAUUCCCAUAGGUGGGAAUUUCCUUUCAGUGUGAAUUCUUCAGAGAUGGGGGCUUUCCUUCUAUUGCAGCAGGUGAAACAAAUGCUAAUUCCCCCCUUCCUCACCUCCUGUAAAUUUAGUAACACCCUUCCCUGACGCAAGCUGCAUGUUCAAAAGCUGCAUAUUCAUUUCAAAGGCACACCUAUCGUAUGCAACAAUCCUAACAGAGAACCUGAAAAGUACCUCCAAUCUUCCCUACUCAGGAUAUUAGGCACUGAGGUUACUAUUCAUCUGUGACAUGGCACAGGCUAUCCUGAGAGAAGCUAUCCUGCUUCAAUGGACAGUUCUCCAAUCCCACCAUGAUCCAAGGGAUGGGUGGAGGUUGCUUGUGAUGGAUUUCACUGAGCCUAAGAAUAAUGAAAACGUUUCCCAAACUUUCCAGAAUAGGAAGACAGGACAUUUUUGUGGAAGGCAGCAAUUAGCAUCUUCUUCAAUAACUUUGAGAGUCCGUCUUAAUGUAAUCCUUGAUAAAUGAGGAUCAAAAUAUAUGUAUCUCAUUUUCAGGAUUCUGUAAGCUAAUCCUUUGCUCAUUGCAAUAAAUAUACUACUUUGAA
Crotalus tigris (Tiger rattlesnake) is the source of this 2876-nucleotide messenger RNA. RefSeq names its product chromosome unknown C3orf52 homolog (gene CUNH3orf52). Lineage: Eukaryota; Metazoa; Chordata; Lepidosauria; Squamata; Viperidae. The record is from RefSeq and is a predicted model, not a curated record. The transcript is spliced from 6 exons. The coding region runs from base 303 to 986 and encodes 227 amino acids.